Molecule: messenger RNA, 2715 nt
Organism: Sardina pilchardus (European sardine)
Lineage: Eukaryota; Metazoa; Chordata; Actinopteri; Clupeiformes; Clupeidae
Gene: mmp21
Product: matrix metallopeptidase 21
Exons: 17
Coding region: 178-2715 (845 amino acids)
Biological process (GO): extracellular matrix organization; tetrapyrrole biosynthetic process; proteolysis
Cellular component (GO): extracellular matrix
Molecular function (GO): uroporphyrinogen-III synthase activity; zinc ion binding; metalloendopeptidase activity
Source: RefSeq, a predicted model, not a curated record
AAAGAGGAAAUCGAAAGGACAAUAUCCUGUGUCUAUGUUGUUUUCCAUUAAAUCACUAUAAUAUCCAUAAUAUCCGAAUGCAGAAGACCAUUUGCGGUACCGGUACAUAAGGAGCCAGAUGAAUAGCUCAAAAGGACAUAAAGUGAUGCGCAUAGCACACUGAACACACAAGACGACAUGAACAUUCUGCUUCUGAAAGAACCAAGAGAAGGGGGGAAUGGACCAGAUCCAUACAUCAAGGUUUUUCAGCCAGAGAAGUAUGGAGGACUUAUCUUUACAAGCCCAAGAGCAGUGGAAGCAGUGAAGAUGUGUUUAGAUGCCAAUGACAAGAAAAUGGAAUGGGAGAAUUUGAGGAACAAAUGGAAUGCAAAAGCAAUCUACGUUGUUGGGAAGGCGACUGCCUCAUUAGUGGAGGAGUUGGGCUUAUCCCCUGUGGGAGAGGACACAGGGACUGCAGAUGUUUUGUCACGCCUCAUUCUUGAAAGGGAAGACCCGAGUAUAAUGCCACUCUUUUUUCCAUGUGGCUCCAUCAAAAGGGAGGUCUUGCCAACAGCACUGAGAGAAAAUCGGAUCCCUUUGGAGACCCUGACUGUCUAUCAGACAGCACAACACCCAGACUUGGAGAAAAACCUGACCAAUUAUUUCACCCAGCAGGGUGUUCCUGCCAGCGUCGCUUUCUUCAGUCCGUCGGGGGUGAACUUCUGCCUGGAGACGGUGCGGAGGCUGGCUGGGCCUCAGCUGAGCCAGAUUAAGUUUGCUGCUAUCGGCCCCACCACAGCAGAUGCUUUGUCAGCAGAGGGGCUGCCUGUCAGUGGUUCUGCGGAGAAGCCCACUGCUCAGCACCUAGCAGCAGCCAUAGCUCAGGCCACAGUACUUUCUUCUGUUUUGACCUAUAUGCACUCAACGAUGCUUACGCUUGUACAGCUGAUCUCUUUCUUUAGUUCGACCAUCAUCGGCGCAGGGUUUGCGGAGAAACUCUUCCAUAAUCGUGACCAUUCCGAUGUAGUGAUACCCCCUUCACAUCAAGCAGAACUAAUUACGGAUACGGAUACAGCAGAGGGGUUUCUCUCCAAAUAUGGCUUCAUAAAGCCUGUAAAUUGGGAAGACAAUCAAUGGGAUGAGGAUGAAUCAUCAGGAGCCUUUACCUCUGGAGACAUGAUGUCCCUCAUUCAAGAAGGAGACCGAACAUUGUGGUCAGGCUAUGACAAAGACCCCACUGGGAAUACACAGUUCAUAACCGCUCUCAAGGAGUUCCAGAGGGUGACAGGCUUGCCUGUGACAGGCCUGUUUGAUGACGCCACCAAAGCCGCCAUGAACAAGCCGCGCUGCGGGGUCCCUGAUAAAGAGGAAGACUCCAACACUACUGCUGAGCAUAACACAACCACAACGGAUGGGGACAGCACCAAGCACAGUCAUAGGCAAAGGUUCCCUCGUAAGAAACGCCACUUGGCUGCCCUGUUGGGCAAGAGCAGGAGAAGAAGGGAGGGAGAGAUGGGCUACAUGGCCUUCUCUAAGACGCUGCUGAGGUGGAGGCUCAUUGGGGAGGGCUACAGCAGCCAGCUGUCCAUUGACGACCAGAGGUACAUCUUCAGGCUGGCCUUCAGGAUGUGGAGUGAGGUCUCUCCUCUCAAGUUUGUGGAGGAUUCGCGCUCCGCUCUGGAGGACAUUGACAUCAGGCUGGGCUUUGGAACAGGGCGACACUUAGGCUGCACUCAGAGAUUUGAUGGCGCAGGGCGUGAGUUUGCUCAUGCGUGGUUCCUUGGAGACAUACACUUUGAUGACGACGAACAUUUCACCGCCCCUAACGCCGGGGAUGGGAUCAGCCUGCUCAAAGUGGCUGUGCAUGAGAUUGGGCAUGUGCUGGGGUUGCCACAUAUCUAUAAGCCUGGCUCCAUCAUGCAGCCCAGCUACCUUCCCCAGGAGUCCAGCUUUGAGCUCGACUGGCAAGACAGGAAAGCCAUUCAGCAUCUUUACGGCAGCUGUAAGGGUCGCUUCAGCACAGUGUUUGAUUGGAUCAGGAAGGAGAGGACUCCCUAUGGGGAGGUGAGGGUCCGUUUCAACACGUACUUCAUGCGCGACGGCUGGUACUGGCUGUACGAGAACCGCAACAACCGCACUCGCUACGGUGACCCCGUAGCUGUGCAGGUGGGCUGGGAUGGCCUACCAGCCAGGGGUGUGGAUGCGUACGUUCACGUGUGGACGCGCGGAAUCGAUGCCAUCUAUUUCUUCAAAGGUACUCAGUUCUGGAGAUAUGACACUGAGAAUGACCAGGUAUUCACAGAGGACCAGGAGGGUCAGCGCUACCCCAGGCCCAUCUCCGCAGGCUUCCCUGGGGUGCCCAGCCCCAUCGACACGGCCUUCUAUGACAGAAGAGAUUCUCACGUCUACUUCUUCAGAGGGGCUCUAGUGUAUGCCUUUGAUGUGAAAGCCAAGCGCUUGGCAAUGGGGUACCCAAAGAAGAUCACACAGGUGUUCCCGGCAGUGUUGCCUGGUGACCAUCCUGUUGCUAACCUGGAUGUAGCGUACUUCUCUUACACACACAAUGCCAUUUUCCUACUGAAGGACACCCGGUACUGGAGGGUGGUUGGCAGCAGAGAUCGCAGGAGGAGACCCUCACUGCCUUACAAUAGCCUACUGCCACACCGGGAAGUUGACCAGCAGUGGCUUGACAUCUGCAAUGUCCACAGCACAGCACUGAGGGUAGCUCGCAGGUGA